CAUGGGGGUGGAGAGUUCUUUGGGAUUCUAGAAUUCUGAGAGCACCUGGGUAGGAAAGGUUUCUGGUUUCUUAAUGUUCUACCUAUUUGAUAGGUUGGUGUGCCUGACUCACAGUAUGAGCUUACUAAAUGUUAUGAACUUUUUAUUAUUGAUUUCCUUUGUCAGUGGAUUGAUUUAUUCUUAAAGCACUGGUAUUCAUGUUAUGUGCUAGGCAUGUUAUGUUCUAGGUUUUGGGGUGGAAACAAUGAAUAUAGUGGGACUAUGUCCUUCUGUACUAUUAACCUAAUGGCUAAUUAUUAUAAGCUAAGCUUUCAUGGAACUUAUUUCUGUGCAGAGUCUGAGCAUGCUGGAUGUCUGACUCUGGAGAGACAGGGAGUAAACAGAUGCACAUGAUGUUCAUGUCAGACAUUAAAGAUUAUGAAGAAAAAUAAGGGAGAGAUGGCUUUGGAGAGGAAAUGUGAUCAGAGACCUCAGUGAAAUGAAGGACUGAGCUGCACGCCUGGGGGAGGAGCCUAAUAGGUGGAGGGAGCAGAAAGUGCAAAGUAGCUUUGGCAAGGGACUUGUUUGAGAAAGGAAAGGAGCCUUGUGUGGCUGGUGUGCAAUGGACGAGGAGAGGAGGUGAAGUCAGAGUCGGUUGGGUCCACGUUGUGUGAGACUUCAUAGACCUGACUGUGCAGGCAUCAUGGACAGAUCAAAAGAAAACUACAUUUCAGGGCUUGUUAAGGCCACGGUUCCUCCACUUGAUGGUCCAAAACGUGUUCCAGUGACGCAGCAGUUUUCUGGUCAGAAUCCGUUACCUGCGAGUAGUGGUCAGGCUCAGCGGGUCCUGUGCCCUUUAAAUUCCUCCCAGCGCAUUCCUUCUCAAGCACAAAAGCUUAUCUCCAGCCACAAACCAGUUCAGAAUCAUAUGCAGAAGCAAUUACAGGCAACCAGUGUACCUCAUCCUGUCUCUAAGCCACUGAAUGACACCCAGAAGAGCAAGCAGCCCCAGCCAGCAGCACCUGGAAAUAAACCUGAGGAAGAAGUGACAUCAAAACAGAAAAAUGAAGAAUCAAAAAAAAGGCAAUGGGCUUUGGAAGAUUUUGAAAUUGGUCGCCCGCUGGGUAAAGGAAAGUUUGGUAAUGUUUAUUUGGCAAGAGAAAAACAAAGCAAGUUUAUCCUGGCUCUUAAAGUGCUGUUUAAAGCUCAGCUGGAAAAAGCAGGAGUGGAGCAUCAGCUCAGAAGAGAAGUGGAAAUACAGUCCCAUCUUCGGCAUCCUAAUAUUCUCAGACUGUAUGGUUAUUUUCAUGAUGCCACCAGAGUUUACCUAAUUCUAGAAUAUGCGCCACUUGGAACAGUCUAUAGAGAACUCCAGAAACUUUCAAAGUUUGAUGAGCAGAGAACUGCUACUUAUAUCACAGAACUGGCAAAUGCCCUGUCUUACUGCCAUUCAAAGAGAGUUAUUCACAGAGACAUUAAGCCAGAGAACCUGCUGCUGGGAUCAUCUGGAGAGCUGAAGAUUGCAGAUUUUGGCUGGUCAGUUCAUGCUCCAUCCUCCAGGAGAACCACUCUCUGUGGCACCCUGGACUACCUGCCCCCUGAGAUGAUUGAAGGUCGGAUGCAUGAUGAGAAGGUAGACCUCUGGAGCCUGGGAGUUCUUUGCUAUGAAUUUUUAGUUGGGAAGCCUCCUUUUGAGGCAAACACAUACCAAGAGACCUACAAAAGAAUAUCACGGAUUGAAUUCACGUUUCCUGAGUUUGUAACAGAGGGAGCCAGAGACCUUAUUUCAAGACUGUUGAAGCAUAAUCCAAGCCAGAGGCUGACUCUCAGAGAAGUACUUGAACACCCCUGGAUCAAAGCAAAUUCAUCAAAACCAUCAAGUAGCCAAAACAAAGAAUCAAAUAGCAAAUAGUCUUAGGAAUCAUGCAGGGGGAGAAAUCCUUGAGCCCAGGGCUGCUGUACAGUGUCAGGAACAUGCUACUGAAAUCUGUUUUUACUAUUGAUGGCCUCCUUCAAUCUACAGCACUACAGGAAAUGUUUCUUACUGAACAGGCAGGGCCUCUGCCUCUCUAUUAGUAAAUGUGACACUGAAGUGAAUGUAGCCAUGAGAAUAAGGCUACUUUACUGGUUCGUGGCCUGGAGGCAACGUUCAACUGCAGCCAUCCCCGCAGCCUGCGCCAGCCCUGGUGUCCUUGUAGGAGAUGCGCUGAUUCUGGUUGUGGGGAAGUGACCAUUUGUCCUGACUCGAUCAGUUAAGGAGCUGUGCAAUAAUCUUCCAAGUACCUGGAGUGAGUGUGUUAUUUAUUGGGUGUCCAAGCUCAGUAAAGCUGUUGGAAUUAAUGUGAUCCUUUUAAAUGUUAAAAGUUCUAUAUAGAUUUGUGUCUUCUCCCACGGCAGUCCCUUCAGAGUGGCCUCUGUGUCAGGCCUGGUUGGGUUUCAAGUCCUCCUUAACCACUGAUCUCCCAGGAGAUGUUGUAAAACAGGAACACGUGCUACCUCCACUGCAGGACUUGGCUUGGGAUAAACAAGACCCAUGUGUCUAAGAGCCUUUAAGGGGUUAUUUUUUAUUGGAGUUUAUGGCAUGUGUGUAAACUAUAUAUGCAAAUAAAUAAAUAUCUAUUUAGAGCACAUAGA
Messenger RNA from Nycticebus coucang (slow loris), 2613 nucleotides. It is a transcript of the gene AURKA, whose product is annotated as aurora kinase A. The transcript is spliced from 9 exons. The record is from RefSeq and is a predicted model, not a curated record. Gene Ontology annotation, cellular component: spindle pole centrosome; spindle microtubule; spindle midzone. Gene Ontology annotation, biological process: centrosome cycle; meiotic spindle organization; regulation of cytokinesis. NCBI's taxonomy places the organism in Eukaryota, Metazoa, Chordata, Mammalia, Primates, Lorisidae. The coding region runs from base 683 to 1891 and encodes 402 amino acids. Gene Ontology annotation, molecular function: ATP binding; protein kinase activity.